Messenger RNA from Solanum verrucosum, 714 nucleotides. RefSeq names its product protein GID8 homolog. Lineage: Eukaryota; Viridiplantae; Streptophyta; Magnoliopsida; Solanales; Solanaceae. Gene Ontology annotation, cellular component: cytoplasm; nucleus. Gene Ontology annotation, molecular function: protein binding. The record is from RefSeq and is a predicted model, not a curated record. Bases 1 to 690 code for a protein of 229 amino acids. Gene Ontology annotation, biological process: proteasome-mediated ubiquitin-dependent protein catabolic process. The transcript has 6 exons.
AUGGAAGCCAUGUCCACGGAAAAGAAAUUAAUUACGAGAGAUGAUUGGGAGAAGAGGCUAAAUGAUGUAAAGAUUAGAAAAGAAGAUACAGAUAGAUUGGUAAUGAAUUUUCUAGUUACAGAGGGUUAUGCAGAAGCUGCAGAGAAGUUCAAAAUGGAAUCAGGGACGGAACCUGAGAUUGAUCUUGCUACCAUCAAGGACCGGAUGGCUGUAAAUAAGGCUGUGCAGUCUGGUAAUGUGGAGGAUGCAAUCGAGAUGGUUAACGAUUUGAAUCCCGAGAUAUUAGAUACGAAUCCCCAACUCCUUUUCCAUCGCCAACAGCAAAGGCUGAUAGAAUUGAUAAGGAAUGGAAAGGUUGAAGAAGCUUUGGAGUUUGCUCAAGAGGAACUAGCUCCAAUGGGAGAAGAAAAUCAAAGCUUCUUAGAAGAUUUGGAGAAAACUGUUGCAUUGCUAGCUUUCGAAGAUGUAUCUAAAUGCCCAGCUGGAGAGCUUCUAGAUGUAUCCCAGCGCUUAAAGACCGCAAGCGAAGUAAAUGCGGCAAUUCUCACCAGCCAAAAUCAUGAAAAGGAUCCGAAGCUUCCAAGCCUAUUGAAGAUGUUGAUAUGGGUACAGGACCAGCUUGAUGAAAAAGUUUAUUACCCUCGCAUAACCAAUCUGUCGACUGCAGCACUUGAAAAUCCUGCUGUCUAAAAUACGAUGCAAGUUCCCUUCCCU